UGCGCUUCCCAGGAGCACUUGCGCGAGUCGGGGGCGUGGCCGCCAGAUUCCAUGGCGGGCCCGGUGAAGGACCGCGAGGCCUUCCAGAGGCUGAGCUUCCUGUACCAGGCCGCCCACUGUGUCCUCGCCCAGGACCCCGAGAACCAGGCGCUGGCGAGGUUUUACUGCCACACGGAGAGGACCAUAGCGAAGCGCCUCGUGCUGCGACAGGACCCCUCGGUGAAGAGGACGCUGUGUCGCGGCUGCUCGUCCCUCCUCAUCCCGGGCCUCACCUGCACUCAGCGCCAGAGACGCCGCCGGGGACAGCGCUGGACAGUGCAGACCUGCCUAACAUGCCAGCGUAGCCAACGGUUCCUCAACGAUCCCAAGCAUCUGCUCUGGGGGGACCGGCCUGAGGCCCAGCUGGGGAACCAAGCAGAUUCCAAACCACAGCCUCUGCCAAACACAGCUCACCUCAUUCCCACCCACCUUCCUAAGGAAAAAGUCCAGCCUCAGGUUCCAGUUACCAGCAAUGAAUUCAACUCAUCUUCCAGUUAAAUAAAAUUUAACUGUUUCACUUUG
Octodon degus (degu) is the source of this 561-nucleotide messenger RNA. It is a transcript of the gene Rpp21, whose product is annotated as ribonuclease P/MRP subunit p21. Gene Ontology annotation, cellular component: nucleolar ribonuclease P complex. Bases 52 to 537 code for a protein of 161 amino acids. The transcript is spliced from 5 exons. The record is from RefSeq and is a predicted model, not a curated record. Gene Ontology annotation, biological process: tRNA processing. NCBI's taxonomy places the organism in Eukaryota, Metazoa, Chordata, Mammalia, Rodentia, Octodontidae.